AUGUUUGGGUUGUGGCAGACGGCGGAGCACAAGGAGAAGGCGAGGGAGACGAAGGCGAAGGAGGAAGCGCUUCUCAACGCUGCACGAGAUGGCAAGUUGGCUGCCGUCAUCUCCGCUCUCAACGACCGCGUCAACAUCGAGUGCUACGACAGCACUGGUUGGACGCCACUGCUCAAAGCUGCUAUGUGUGAUCGUUUGGAGAUUGUCCGCUUUUUGCUUGAAAAAGGCGCCAACAUCGAAGCCAAAUCCACCUUUCUCAACACGCCACUGCACUAUGCCUCGCAAAACAAUCACGUGGAGACCGUUCGUCUUCUCUUGGCUUACGGCGCCAACGUCAAUGCGACAAAUUACUGGAACCAUACGCCACUCAUGGCCGCUCAAGAAAAAGGUCGUGUCCAAGUCCAAGAGCUUUUGCAAACCGCCAUGCUUGCCAAGGCUCUGCGCGAAAAGCGCAUUCUGGACGCCAACAGUCUCCUUCGGCAAGAGGCGAUCAACGUCAACCAUCAGGAGCCAGUACAUAUGCCUCGAAAAGCUGCGCUUUUCUAA
This is a messenger RNA of Saprolegnia diclina VS20, 546 nucleotides long. RefSeq lists its product as hypothetical. Gene Ontology annotation, molecular function: protein binding. The coding region runs from base 1 to 546 and encodes 181 amino acids. The record is from RefSeq and is a predicted model, not a curated record. Lineage: Eukaryota; Oomycota; Saprolegniomycetes; Saprolegniales; Saprolegniaceae. The transcript is spliced from 6 exons.